AGUAUUUGUCCCUUUUGGAAGAAUCUGGGUUAUGUUGUGUGGCUGGGUUCCUUGUCACUCCGUGUUGAAAACUCGCAACAUUAGCGCCUUCACUCGUCACUCGCCUCCUUUCUCUUUCUCUCCAAACCAGAGAAUAACCUGCAUGGACGCCGCCGGCUUAGAUAACAAUGGCCGCGAAUACACCACCGCCGACGAGAUGUGGAGGGAACAAGCCGGUGACCUUAACAAGAAAACCCUCUGGUACCGUGAAGGCGUCUCCUACUGGGAGGGUGUUAAUGCAACCGUGGAGGGAGUAUUGGGAGGGUUUUCAGAUGUGAAUGAACCAGAUAUUAGUUGCAGUGAUGAGUUCUUGAAGAAUCUCUUAUCUGAACGUUUUCCUCCUGAUGGGAAAAAUCAACCACUCGUUGCUCUCGAUUGUGGUUCUGGCAUUGGUAGGGUUACCAAAAAUCUAUUAAUAAGACACUUCAAUGAGGUUGAUCUUCUUGAGCCUGUAUCACAUUUCUUAGAGGCUGCACGUGAAACGCUGACCUCUGGAGCUUAUGCAAAUUCAGAUAUGCACAAAGCAGUCAAUUUUUAUUGUGUGCCUCUUCAGGAUUUUACACCAGAUAUUGGAAGAUAUGAUGUAAUAUGGAUUCAAUGGUGUAUUGGUCAUCUCACAGAUGAUGAUUUUAUUACAUUUUUCAAGAGGGCAAAGGUCGGCCUUAAACCAGGGGGACUAUUUGUCCUAAAGGAGAAUAUUUCUAAAUCAGGAUUUGUGCUUGAUAAUGAUGACCGAAGCGUUACAAGGUCUGAUUCAUACUUCAGAGAACUCUUUUCUAGAUGUGGCUUGCAUAUUUACAAAGCAAAGGAUCAGAAAGGAUUCCCGGAUGGAUUAUUCGCUGUGAAGAUGUAUGCAUUAACUACAGAAGCUCCAAAGAAGGUGCAUCGUACUAGAUCUAAAACACAAUCUAAUAGGCCUGGGAAAAUCAUGUGAUUUACUUCUAUUGUGGGUUUUGAAUGUCAGUUAAAAGUUAAAACCCCAUUUUCUUCAUGUUGUAAUUUUUUUAGUUUUAAUUAUAAAUGUUAGAGAGCUUAAAGCAUACUUUCUCAGCCCCAAAAGAAAAAAGAAACAUAUUUUUGUUUGGAAGUAUAUUUCGAAUAACAGAAAAAUAGUUUUGUUGA
Molecule: messenger RNA, 1161 nt
Organism: Vicia villosa (hairy vetch)
Lineage: Eukaryota; Viridiplantae; Streptophyta; Magnoliopsida; Fabales; Fabaceae
Product: alpha N-terminal protein methyltransferase 1
Exons: 8
Coding region: 32-973 (313 amino acids)
Biological process (GO): N-terminal protein amino acid methylation
Cellular component (GO): cytoplasm
Molecular function (GO): methyltransferase activity
Source: RefSeq, a predicted model, not a curated record